UCUCUUCUCUCUCAUGUGGGUGCGAGAGGAUGACUGCUUUUAAAAAGGGAACGGCGGGUUUAAGAGCCAAAGACUAACAAGUAAUAACUCAACUGUGCGUGAAAUCUCUCAACGAACAGCAGAGUUAUUGUUAGAGAAAACCCCAACUCUAAACCAGAAGAACACAGAAACCUUUCUCCUUGCUUUCUCUCUCUACUUUUCCAUUCUCUUUUCACAACCCAAGAAUCCCCCCCUCCUCUCUCUCUCUCUAUUUCCUUCCUCUCAGAUCUCAGCCCUCCAAAAAACCCAAUUAACGGCCUCGCACUGCAAAAGAUUCCGGCUAAAAAAAACCCAACUCUCUCUCAUCUUCACCAGCAACAUUGAAGGGUCUGUUGGUUAGAGAGAGAAAGAUGUUGCCUCAAAAGCAAGCAGAGGAGGCCAUAGUGGCGACCUACAACGAAACAGAAGUCGAUGGGAAAGAGGAACAGAGAGAAGACAACUCGAAAUUCAGCAUGAAGAAUAUCUUAUGGCAUGGCGGCUCUGUCUAUGAUGCCUGGUUCAGUUGUGCAUCAAACCAGGUGGCCCAGGUUUUGCUGACGCUUCCAUACUCAUUCUCGCAAUUGGGGAUGCUUUCUGGGAUCCUAUUUCAAUUAUUUUACGGCUUCAUGGGGAGCUGGACUGCGUACCUAAUCAGCGUCCUCUAUAUCGAAUACCGGAGCAGGAAGGAAAAGGAAAACUAUAAUUUCAAGAACCAUGUCAUUCAGUGGUUCGAAGUUUUGGAUGGGUUAUUGGGUCAUCGGUGGAAAGCCAUUGGCCUCGCCUUCAACUGCACUUUUCUGCUCUUCGGUUCCGUUAUCCAACUCAUCGCCUGCGCAAGCAACAUAUACUACAUCAACGACCGGUUGGACAAGAGGACCUGGACUUACAUAUUUGGAGCCUGCUGCGCGACCACAGUCUUUAUCCCCUCUUUCCACAACUACCGAAUUUGGUCCUUUCUCGGUCUAGGAAUGACCACCUACACAGCAUGGUACUUGACAAUUGCAGGCCUCAUUCAUGGUCAGGUGGAAGGUGUGAAGCACUCGGCGCCCUCUAAGCUGGUGCUCUAUUUUACAGGCGCCACCAACAUUCUCUACACUUUCGGUGGUCACGCUGUAACAGUGGAAAUUAUGCAUGCUAUGUGGAAGCCACAAAAAUUCAAAUCCAUAUACUUGUUGGCGACACUUUAUGUCUUCACCUUGACACUUCCAUCUGCUGCUGCUAUGUAUUGGGCCUUUGGUGACUUGCUACUCAACCACUCAAAUGCUUUCUCUCUUCUCCCCAAGACUCGCUUCCGUGACAGCGCAGUCAUCCUCAUGCUCAUACAUCAAUUCAUUACAUUCGGUUUUGCUUGCACUCCUCUCUACUUUGUGUGGGAGAAGGUGAUUGGAAUGCAUGAUACAAAGAGCAUUUGCCUGAGGGCAUUGGCUAGGUUACCUGUUGUGAUCCCCAUCUGGUUUUUGGCCAUUAUUUUCCCCUUCUUUGGCCCUAUCAAUUCAGCCGUUGGUGCCUUGCUCGUUAGCUUCACUGUCUACAUCAUCCCUUCCUUGGCCCAUAUGCUCACCUACCGAAAGGCCUCCGCACGACAGAAUGCUGUAGAGAAGCCUCCAUUCUUCUUGCCUAGCUGGACGGGAAUGUACAUUGUGAAUACAUUUGUGGUGGUGUGGGUUUUCCUUGUGGGCUUUGGUUUUGGGGGUUGGGCCUCAAUGACCAAUUUCAUCCGGCAGGUCGACACAUUCGGCCUCUUUGCUAAGUGCUACCAAUGCCCCCGUCGAACCUCCCCUCCUCUCCCCCACCAUUAGCACUCUCUCUCCCUUUCUCUCUCUCUCUCUCUCCCCACAAUCAUUUCCUCUCUCCUCCAUACUCAUUCCCUCUCUACCCCACCACUACCCUCCUCUCUCUCUCUCUCUCCAUGCUUUCUCUCUCUACUCCACCACCGGCUCCCUACCUUCUCUCUCUACUUAUACAAAUCUUAUCUCUACUCCGACUUUUUCUCACACUUUUCUCUCUCUUCUUUUCCCUUGCUUUCCUUCUACACAAUCUCUCUCUAGGUUUAACCUCCGUAGCCUUCCUACCCCUUUACACCUCUCUCCUCGACCUAUUUGUUUUCCCUCUUUCUCUCUCUAGGCAUAAGCCAGUCAUCCCCUCUCUCCAUCUUUCCUUCCUCUCUAGAAAGAAACCAACAAUCACAUUCCUCUCUACACAUCUUCUCUCUCUAGAAACCCCUCCCAACUCUCUCUCUCUCUAGAUUGUAACAUAAACAGUGGUAGCAUUCCUAUUUUGUUCCUAGGGUUUGUGAUGCUUGAAUGAUUCUCUUGCAGGGAGCUUAAAAAAAAAAAAAAGUUAAAAUUAGGGGGCUCCUUCCCUCUCUCUCUCUCUAAAUUUGUGGGGCUUUCUUCUCUCUCUAAAUUUUAUAUCGUUGUGUGCUUAGUUAAGGGGGUUCAUAAUUAUUACUAAGCCCAUUUACAAUUUGUCUUGAAGAAAACGCUGACCACGUGUCAUGAAUCUGGCUUGGCACGUGGAUUAAAGUUUGGCUUUUUGACUUGGUGUGGGCCCGUUAUAAUGCACAUGGUGUCGCAUGUGAGGCCCAUGUUUUUGUAAGAAAGGCUUGUUCUUCUGUUUUUAUUAAUCUAAUUAAAUUCAGAAUUUCAGGUUU
Amborella trichopoda is the source of this 2671-nucleotide messenger RNA. Its product is annotated as auxin transporter-like protein 2. Lineage: Eukaryota; Viridiplantae; Streptophyta; Magnoliopsida; Amborellales; Amborellaceae. The record is from RefSeq and is a predicted model, not a curated record.